AUGGUAUGGUGAAAAAGACCAGCAAAGACACCCGCCUCCUGUAAUCCACUCCUUAAGCAAAUGAAUCUUUACGCGUUAUGUGACUGCUUGAAUAGAGGUUGAACCAAGGAGAAGGUCUGUUCGCGACCACUAGGCUAUGGCUUCCACUCCCUCUGCUUCGGCCUUGUCUGCUGUUCUCCGGUGUCGGAGAAAUAUCUGGACCAUGAAUCCACCGACUAAGCGGCCUGCCACCUCGGCCUGCAGCCUCGGGCUGGCUGGCGUGGCGCUGCGCAACUCGCCAGCUGAGCGCACGCGGCAGAAGGCGUCAUCGUGGGAGGCUUUUCUUCAAGGAGAGCGUGUUGUGUUUGGAAGAAGACUGAAUGUGUCGUAUAAGUCGCACCGGGUGUGUGGUAAAAUGCUGAGAGAAAACGAUUUCAGGAAAGUGAAUGAGUUAUAUUUUCCGAAACUUUCUCAGUCCCCCGGAAACGCACACUCAGCUGUCCAAAACGCGCUGGUGCGUCUGCUGGCGAACACACUGACGUCUAACCUGCCUGGAUUAAACAAAUCCUCCAAAUUAGUUAAAAUAAUUAAACUCAAAACAUGUACUGUACGCAUGUGUAAAAUAGUAUUUGUUGAGCAAAGUAGUGGGUCUCCAGCUGGCGCAUUGAAAGUGUCCCUAACGCCCACGUGUCUGAUGGAAAAUGCAGGACAUUUACCGUCUUUUCUGUUAAGUGGCUGGUCAACACUGAAGAACACCUGCUUAUCUCUGACGGCUCUGGUGUCAGAGAUGAUGCUGUUGUGGAGGUCCAGCAGCAGCCCUGGUGAUGCGCCGCACCAUCUGUACCAACAGAAAAACCUUCACAAAGAUGCCCAGCAGGGAAGUGGACAAAUCCAUAAUCCCACUGGGCUCACCUCGUCCCAGGACAACUGCUGUGGACAAAAGAUCACAGAGGACAGACCUGACUGAGAGAGUCCAAGGCCUCAGCACAAAAAUACACACUGUGAUAUAACUUUAUUUAUUGACUUUUACUUUCACAGUGCACAUUUCGACUUCAACCCAGGAUUAUAAGAAAAAAACUGCCUUUAUUAGAGAAAAGUAAGCCAUGUGUUGACAACUAGUGCAUUUCAUUUUUGAGCUU
Monopterus albus (swamp eel) is the source of this 1118-nucleotide messenger RNA. RefSeq lists its product as uncharacterized. Lineage: Eukaryota; Metazoa; Chordata; Actinopteri; Synbranchiformes; Synbranchidae. The record is from RefSeq and is a predicted model, not a curated record. The transcript has 2 exons. The coding region runs from base 137 to 946 and encodes 269 amino acids.